AUUUCUUCACAGUUCUAGAGGCUAGAAGUCCAAGAUCAAGGUGCCAGAAUUGUUGGUUUCUCCUGAGGCCUCUCUCCUUGGUUUGCAGAUGGUGGCCUUCUUACGGCGUCUUCACAUGGCCUCUUCUCUGUGUACAUGCACUUCUGUGUCUUCUUAUAAAGAUGCCAGGUCCCACCUUCGUGACCUUAUUUAGCCUUAAUUAUCUCUUUAUAAGGCUCUAUCUCCAAACAGUCAUAAGGCUUCAACAUAGAAAUUUUGGGAGUGACAAAACUGAUUCCAUACAGAAGGGGAGUCUAGGAAAGGUAUCAAGGGUGGUUAGUAGAAAAAAGUGAGCAAGGGUAAUAAAUCCAGGGAAAGUAUACCACUUAUGGGGAAACAGACAGAAUGAAAAGAUGGCCACAGAAUUAGGGUAUCCUGGCAACUCAGAGGAGCCAAAAGCACAGCUACGUUCACACUGAGUGGUGACCUUAGAAGACUGAAUUGUGCGUGUACCACUCUGUGCAACGAGGCCUCUUGAACCCACAGCAAAACUGUGCGUGAGUGAGGUAAGCAGUAAUUAGGGAGAGGAAUAGGGACCUCUUGUAUUUCCUGGACACUAGCCACGGUCAGUGUAAAUAAAUAUUUUGGACAUCUGUGUUGUACCUGUCCUGUCUGAGGCCAUCUCUGCAUGGAGAAAUCUGAGAGGACAGGAUUGAAGAGUUAAUACCACAUGUCACUCAGUCCUCUCUGUAGUUCCUCCACCUCUGUCACCUCCAUUCUAUUCUCACAGCUGCCGGCUGGGGCAGGCCUUCGUUGCAUGUGAGUAGGACCAUUACAAGAGCCUCUUUCUUGACUUACCUCCAGUAUGUCUUUGCUUCAGGCCAUCCCUCUUGAAGCCCAACUCUGAUCCUGUCCUUCCUCUGCUUAUAACCUUUGCGUGGUCCCUGACCACCAAACUAAGGCCAGAUCCCUUGGGCUGGUAUUCGAGGCCUUUACAGUCUAACUUGUCAUCCAUGAAAAAAGGACAUCUUGGCUGUCCCCCUGUUGGCUCUCCUUCAGUCACGUUGAGUUUUAGCUCUUCUUUGACCAUACCCAAGAACUUUCCCACUUCCAUGGCUGAGGUCCACACUAUUCCUUGUGGCUAGAAUGUUCUCUUCCUACUUCUGUACCUGUUGAAAUCCUACCUAUCUGUUGUCAAUGUCUAAAUCAAAUCCUACCUAAUUAGUGAAGCUUUCCUUAAUUUGUCCCAUGUUGUAGGUCUCAUGGCAUUUAUACUCUGCUCAUAGUGGUAGCUCUUUUUGUACUAAAACUUUUCCUUCACCCCCAUUUAACUAUAAAGUCCUUGAGGAUGGAGCUGUUGUUUCACUUUAUUCCAUCAACCACUUAACAGUGUUUUGCGUAUAAGUGUGAGGCAAAUAUUUGUGGCAUGGACAAAUGAAAUCACAUUUGGGGUAAUGUGUCUUCUUGAUGUUCAGUAGAAUUUUGAGGGGCCUGUGUGCACGAGCCCAAACAAUCUGCACCCACUUCCAUAUGCUAAUUGGAGAAUCUAAUUGAUUGGCCUCAGACAGGAAUGGAGCUUGGGUUUCCACCCAUAGCGUGAUGGAGGAGGAGAAAUGGCCUCAGCUCUUUGGGUGGUUAGGUUUGCUGGCCCUCAGACUUAAUUCCUUGGACAAAGAGACCAUGGGAGCUGUUAAAGGUUGUUUUCAGCUGCUGGAUUCUGUUUCCUGGCUCAGAGCUAGAACGUGGGGAGGGAGGCAGGGUCACAGCCUUUAGGUUGCCACAAACUUCCAUGCUGUUGGCCGGGCAGGACUGCGGGCAGAGCUGGAUCCUGAGGGCCUCUCCUAACCAGGCUGCCACCUUGGUUUCUCAAGUUAAGUAAAGGUGAGCUCAAGGUAGCUGUUAAUAUUUCACCCAACCUUGACAUUCUUCUCUGACCCAUGAGGGUGUUAUCCCAAGACUGAGGGGAGAGAAGGGAAGCUGGGAGCAGCAAAGGGUGGUUUUGAUCACUAGUUUCUUAAACUCGUGGGGAUUCUAAAAAUGCUUAUGUUCAGGUUUCAAGCCUGUAGGUUUCAAGUCAGUAGAUCUGAGGUGGGGUUUAAGCAUCUGUUUUUAUAAAUCUCUGCAGGUGAUUCUGUGGGCCCGCUGGGAUUGAGAUUAAAUUUGUAAGGUGAUUGUGAGGAUUAAAUGAGAUAAUGUAGCAUGCCUGACAUAUGGUGAGUUUUUAAACGGUAACGUGAUUUAUUAUUACUGGCAUCACCUGAUGGUCUAUAGAUUUACACUGUCAACUAAGUAGAUCUGUUCCCUCAGAGGAAACCAGCUGCUGACUUUGGGUAGACAGCUCCCAGGGCUGAGGAGAUGAAUAAAUAUCCUCUAAUUCUUUCUGACUUCACUUUUCCAGGAGUUGUCUUUUCCUUCCUCAGAAGAAUUUGCUCUUCCCUGGCUUGUGUGUUAGCUGAUCUAUAGCAAUUUCAGGAUUCUUUUACAAAAUAAUACCUGGAAGCUUACAGGAGUUAGACAAAUAACUCUGCUUUAGAGCAGGAAAUAAUUCGGAGAACCCUGUGCUCCAUUUUGUAUUGGGAGAUGCUUUGUGUUCUUGUCAGGUUCCCACUGACCUUGAGACUCUCAAAUAUUUCUCAGGAGAUCAUGGAUUUUUGAUGAGCUAAGUGGCUUUAAGAUCCCUUCACUCCUAGCCCUCCCCUGCACUGGAGGGGUACGGGGUGGGGGCUUAAAAGCAUUCACGCCCAUGGUAUUUUUUAAUGGGACCUUUCCAUUUACAGCACCUAUUGUGGAACAGAGGACUCUCUGACGUGCCGGGUGACAAGGCAGGCAAGCUUCACUACAAGUCCCACUGAUGUGGGAAUCAACUGAAAUGGAGUCUCACUCUUUCUCCAGCUAGCCCUGCUGAGGAAGGUCCUGUAGGUUCCAGCCCCAAACACACAAACUGAAGGGAAAAUGAGGCUUCCUCUUAGCCUGGGCCAAUUAAGCUGAACCCUUCUGGCUGUUUGAGUCUCACUUUUGUGGUUGUGUUCCUCUCAGGAGCAGCUCCUGCCCGGACUCCUGGCUCUGUGCGGCGCCGCUGGGGAGGGUGGGUGUUGACUCGGAUAGUGUGUGGGUCCAUGUCGAUGGCUGCCUGGAGCCGGGAGACCUUGGCUACCUUGGCCUUGGGAGAGUCCCCUGGGUCCCACCAGCUAUUUUUCUCCUGUGGAAAAUAGCCCAGUGGCUUCAGUUCUUUCUUUGGUCACAUUCACAGGUCCUACCUACCCUCCUCUGUUGUCAUUAGCUAGAGUUCCUAACUUCUAAAAUGUACCUACUUUUUCUUCUCGACCUUGGAUAUAUUAUUGCCUUUCCUGGUAGCAAUAAUCGAAUCCUUUUAGAAGAAGGUGGGGUCUAAAGGUAUGAUUAAUAAUAAAGUUUGAUUAAAAAAAUCUCUUUGCCUCUCACCACUGAGUCUUUCCUGCCCACCAGCACUUUGUUCUUCUUCCCACAGACAAGCAACUUUGUUGCCAAAAAUUGACUUUUUCCCCCAGAGCUCAGAAAUGGUUAGAGCUUUCUUCCAUUUCCAGUAUUUUAUUUUGGCUGUUUGAACUGUGGAGUAAGGCCUGCUGAGGGUUUGAUGGACUCCAGCCUGAAUCAGAUGAUCGCUGAUACGAUAUUACGGAAAUCCAUAGGCCUUCACUGAUUGCAUAUCUCUCCACCAUAGGGUUCUGAUCUCUGGAUUCUCAAGAAGCAGAAGUUGGGGGUGGGGGCUGAAGAAACAGCAAACAGUAUCCUUUUUUUUUUUUUUUAAACUAUUACCUUACUUAUUUUUAAUUUUUAAAAAUUGAGGUAUAUUUGAUUUAUACUAUUAUAUUAGUUUCAGGUGUACAACAGUGAUUCAAGAUUUUUAUAGACUGUACUCCAUUUAAAGUUAUUAUAAAAUAAUGGCUAUAUUCCCUGUGCUGUACAAUAUAUCCUUGUAGCUUAUUUAUUUUAUACAUAGUAGUUUGUACCUCUUAAUCCCCUACCCCUAUCUUGCCCCUCCCUCCUUCCCUCUCACCACUGGUAACUACUAGUUUGUAUCUGUGAGUCUGUUUUAAACAAACAAACAAUUCAUUUGUUUGUUUUACUUUUUAGACUCCACAUAUAAGUGAAAACAUACAGUGUUUGUCUUUCUCUGUCUGACUUAUUUCACUAAGCACAGUACCCUCCAAGUCCAUCCAUGUUGUUGCAAAUGGCUAAAUUUCAUUCUUUUUUAUGGCCGAGUAGUGUUCCAUUGUGUGUGUGUGUGUGUGUGUGUGUGUGUGUGUAUCACGUCUUCUUUAUCCAUUCUUCUGUUGAUGGACACUUGUGUUGCUUCCAUAUCUUGGCUAUUGUAAGUAAUGCUGCUAUGAACAUUGGGGUGUGUAUCUUUUCAAAUUAGUGUUUUCAUUUUCUUUGGAUAUAUACCUAGGAGUGGAAUUGCUGGAUCAUAUGGUAGUUCUAUUUUUAAUUUUUUGAGGAACCUCCAUACUGUUUUCCUUAGUGGCUGCACCCACUUACAUUCCCGCUAACAAGUGUACGAGGGUUCCCUUUUCUUCACAUCCUCAUCAACAUUUGUUAAUUGUGGUCUUUUUGAUGAUAGCCAUUCUGACAGGUGUGAGGUGAAUGAUAUCUCACUGUGGUUUUGAUUUGCAAGAAAAGGAGGAAGAAACAGGAAACAGUAUCCUUAAAUACAGAGAUCCUUCCUAGUUAGGCCCUGUGUUCCAGAGUUCCAGGCAUCCUUAUCAUGGAGCAGUGACAGAGUCUUGCUAAAGUGACUGAUGCCAGCCCUGAUUUAGGGGCCAGUGUAAACCAGGCUGUGGACUAGACAAACCCAGGACUGGAGCUGUACCAGAGCCCAGCCCUCGUGAUUCCUAGUUGAACUGUCUCUCUACAAGAUGGCACAGGAAACAAACAGUUUCAGGGCCCUAUGUAAGGCCAAGCUUUGGGGGUUUUGAUCAGCUUUCUCUAUCGGUACAGUUGAAGGUGUUAAAUAUUUCAUCAGUUUGGUGUGGGGGGCAGCAUUAAUCCUUUAGUGGCUGAAUUGUGGCAAGAGCAGACAGGGUGGAAGGAUGUAAUCUGGGCCUGGGGACAGCAGCUGUUUCCCACCCAGAGUGGUAGCAUUUCUAUCAGUAUUUUUAUCGGUGUGAACUGGCUCUAAUUCUCUGUGCUUCAACCAUAGAUGUGAAAAGAAACUCUGAUCUCGAACACCUGAGGCUUCAAAGACAUAAGUGCAGAUCUGAGUGAUUACUGUCUGGCUGUUUGAAACUUUAAAGAAAGAAAGAAACACACAAACAACUUGAGAUUUUGCCCAGAAACAGGGAUUUGUGUUUCCUUGUAUAUCAGACUUUCAGGUCUCUAUUGAGAUACAGGAAAACUUUGUCUCUUCUCUCCCCAAACACUGGACCGCCCUACGAGCAAGGAGGAUUCAUCUUCCAUCCUUGAGAAAAAGAAAAUGGCCUCCACCUUCAACCCCCGAGAAUGCAAGCUGUCUAAACAGGAAGGGCAAAGCUAUGGCUUCUCCCUGCGAAUUGAGAAGGACACUGAUGGCCACCUGGUCCGGGUGGUUGAGAAGGGUAGCCCAGCAGAGAAGGCAGGUCUCCAGGAUGGAGACAGAGUUCUUAGGAUCAAUGGUGUCUUUGUGGACAAGAAAGAGCAUACGCAGGUUGUGGAUCUGGUCAGAAAAAGUGGGAAUUCGGUGAUUUUACUGGUCCUGGAUGGGGAUUCUUAUGAGAAAGCUAUGAAAAAACAAGUAGAUUUGAAAGAGUUGGGUCGAAGUCAGGAGUCGAGUUUGAAUGAUAAGAAGCUGCCCUCUGUAAUGAAUGGAGGAGCACAGACUUGGACACAGCCACGGCUCUGCUACCUGGUGAAGGAGGGGAGUAGCUACGGCUUCUCUCUGAAAACUGUCCAAGGUAAAAAGGGAGUGUGCAUGAUUGAUAUAAAACCUCAAGGUGUGGCUAUGAAAGCCGGAGUCCUGGCAGAGGAUCACUUGAUUGAAGUGAAUGGAGAGAAUGUAGAGGAGGCCACCCAUGAGGAGGUGGUUGAAAAGGUGAAGAAGUCCGGAAGCCGCGUCAUGUUUCUGCUGGUGGACAAGGAAACUGACAAGCACCAUAGUGAGCAGAAGAUAAAAUUCAAGAGAGAAACAGCCAGUUUGAAACUGCUACCCCACCAUCCCCGGGUUGUGGAGAUGAAGAAGGGAAGCAAUGGCUAUGGCUUCUAUCUGAGGGCAGGCCCAGAACAGAAAGGUCAAAUCGUUAAGGACAUAGAUUCCGGAAGUCCGGCAGAGAAGGCUGGCUUGAAGAACAAUGACCUGGUGGUUGCUGUCAACGGCGAGUCUGUGGAGUCCCUCGAUCAUGACAGUGUGGUGGAAAUGAUUAAAAAGGGUGGAGACCAGACUUCACUGUUGGUGGUGGACAAAGAGACGGAAAACAUAUAUAAACUGGCUGGCUUUUCUCCAUUACUCUACUAUCAAAAUCAAGAACUGCCUAAUGGGUCUGUCAAGGAGGCUCCAGUUCCUACUCCUGCCCCUCUGGAGGUCUCAAGCCCAGAUACUACAGAGGAAGUAGCAGAUCAUAAGCCUAAACUCUGCAGGCUGGUCAAGGGUGAAGAUGGCUAUGGCUUUCACUUAAAUGCGAUUCGGGGUCAGCCAGGCUCAUUCGUCAAAGAGGUACAGAAGGGUGGCCCUGCUGACCUGGCUGGGCUAGAGGAUGAGGAUGUCAUCAUUGAAGUGAAUGGAGUGAACGUACUGGAUGAGCCCUAUGAGAAGGUGGUGGACAGAAUCCAGAGCAGUGGCAAGAAUGUCAUACUCUUAGUCUGUGGAAAGAAGGCCUAUGAUUAUUUCCAGGCUAAGAAAAUCCCUAUCAUUUCCUCCAUGGCUAAUCCACUGGAUGACACCCGUGAUCCUGAAGAAGGAACGCUGGAGGAAGCAGAGCAAGACUCGCACACGGCAAAAGAACGAGCCCACAGUACAGCCUCUCAUUCUUCUUCCAAUUCUGAAGAUACAGAGAUGUGAUGAGAACAAGCAAUAGCUUUGGCUGAUAGCUGUUUCUGGGUAUUUAAUAGGAAUCCUUUCCUAAGGAAUGAGCUACCACCGGUUUACUGUCUCUGUUAGAGAAGAACUCCUCUGGAAACCAGUUUGUCAAUGUGUGAUUGUCUUCUGUUGUCAUCUGUUUUAGGGGCGGCUACUGCAGAUAGCUUAUUUAUGGUCAACUUAGGAAAAGUUAAGGCAGGAGCCAGAUGCUUUUCAUUUGAUUUCUUUCAAGCUUCAACUUAACUACAUUUCUCUGUAUGCUGUUAUCUCUUCUGUAGGUUCCUAGAGCACCAAAGAUGAUUUAUAAAUUUGUAUGUGUGAGAACUGCUAACUAAAGUACCUGAGUAGAUAAGCCUAUUAAAAUUAUCCUUUGUAAGAAUGUUGUUGUUGCUAAAAUAAAUGCCAUUAAAAAUGC
Messenger RNA from Orcinus orca (killer whale), 7421 nucleotides. RefSeq names its product PDZ domain containing 1 (gene PDZK1). Bases 5432 to 6988 code for a protein of 518 amino acids. Gene Ontology annotation, cellular component: apical plasma membrane. Lineage: Eukaryota; Metazoa; Chordata; Mammalia; Artiodactyla; Delphinidae. Gene Ontology annotation, biological process: protein localization to plasma membrane. The record is from RefSeq and is a predicted model, not a curated record. The transcript has 9 exons. Gene Ontology annotation, molecular function: signaling receptor binding; protein-membrane adaptor activity.